Eremothecium cymbalariae DBVPG#7215 is the source of this 2241-nucleotide messenger RNA. It is a transcript of the gene MLH3, whose product is annotated as mismatch repair protein MLH3. The record is from RefSeq and is a predicted model, not a curated record. Gene Ontology annotation, molecular function: ATP hydrolysis activity; ATP binding; ATP-dependent DNA damage sensor activity. Gene Ontology annotation, biological process: mismatch repair. The coding region runs from base 1 to 2241 and encodes 746 amino acids. Gene Ontology annotation, cellular component: mismatch repair complex. NCBI's taxonomy places the organism in Eukaryota, Fungi, Ascomycota, Saccharomycetes, Saccharomycetales, Saccharomycetaceae. The transcript has a single exon.
AUGGGGAAGCUGGAAAAAUUGCAGGACGACGUGUUGCAGUUGCUGCAGUCACAAAUAUCUAUUGUUUCGAUUGGAUCAGCGGUUAGGGAGCUGGUUCAAAACAGUGUCGAUAGUGGGUGUGCUAAUGUUGAAGUGUAUGUGGAUGUCGGUAGGUGGAAAGUUGUUGUUAAGGAUGACGGACACGGGAUAUCGCCGGAGGAUUUGAAUAUGGUUGGACAGAAGAACUUUACGUCGAAGCUACGAAAUUUGGAGAGUCUUGAAGGGAUUCGAACGUUUGGUUUCCGAGGGGAAGGGAUAUUUACUUUGAGCAAUAUAUCUAAAGUUACUGUUGUAUCGAGAUAUCAUGAAUAUAAUUCUAUUUGGAUGCGUGCUUUGCCUUCGAGGGCUGUAAUGGUUGGGCCUAAGGACGCUGAGAAGUUGAUGUAUGCCGUAAAGAAUAGCACAGGCACGACUGUAGUUUUGACUGAUCUGUUUUACAAUUUGCCUGUUCGAAGGAAGAUGAUCACGAAGGAACCGAUGUAUAAGGUGUAUGACGAGAUUAAGCGGUAUAUUUUACAAGUGUUGAUUUGUUUACCGGUACUUAACGUGUCUGUUGUAUUCAUUGACGGGUCGCAACGAAAAACGAUUAUAUGUUCUAAAAACAUCUCAAAGACUGUGCAGUUGUCUAAAAGUCUAACUUCAAUAUUUCAGAAUACCUUUGGUGCCAUAUGUGGUCCUGAAAACUUCAAAUAUGUCUCAGCUAGAUAUCAGGACUUCAUAGUGGAUGGGAUUAUCUCAGUCAUUCCUGUACCUACGCGGGAUUACCAAUUUAUAUAUAUAAACAAGCAAAGUUACGAAGACAAAAGCUUUUACGUCAUGUUAAACAAGAUUUUUAGGUCGGCAAACUUUGGUACUAGCGAUGCCUACAUUUCUGAUGUCAAAAGUGUUGGACAACCUUACAGCAGUUACCCCGUGUUUUUAAUCAAGUGCGCUUGUCCCAAUUCUGUAAGCGACUUAAUGCAGCACCCUGCAAAAGUCGUUACAGAUUCAGAGCAUACAAGCGUAGUUCAGCCGUUGAUACUACAUGUGGUGAAGUCCUUUUUGAAAUUGCAAGGCUACUGUGUGGAUACUUCUGGCCCAGGAAAGGCUACAAAAUCCGAAGCUUUUAGUUCCAUGUUGUUAAACAACUCUAGCAGCCAACAAUAUUUGGUUGCAACACCCACUACAAACAUUGUUCUUGGAACGAACACAAAAAGCGCUAAAUUAAGUGAACGGGAGUUUAUCGGACGUAUUAUUAUGGGACGAAAGAGGCAGAAGACAAAGGUAGAGGUUCCUGUAGUGGAGAAGGUCAAUGAAUGCAUAGAAUACUCUAUAAUAAAAAAAAUUAAGGAGAAGGUAUUUACAGCUAGUGCAAAGAAGACACAGUCUUAUUCUGACAUACCGAAAGUUGAGAUCGAAGAUGAAAGCAUCUCUGACUAUCUAAAGAAAAACGAUGCUAGCUGCUUUAAGAUUAAAAAAUCCCAGCUAAAAGACUGUAUAGUAAUAAAUCAAGUUGACAAAAAGUUUAUUUUAUUGAAAUUGCAACCUUCAAAAUUCAAUAAAAACCCCUUGUUACUCAUAUUAGAUCAACAUGCUGCAGAUGAACGCAUUAAAUUGGAAACGUACAUCAGGGACUACUUAAUCAACAUACUUGGACCAUUUCCAUUAGACCAAAACGUCAACUGUAGCAUUAAAAUCCCAGUGACAUCUACUGAAGCAGAGCUUUUCAAAAGUUAUAAGGACGAAUUUUCAUUUUGGGGGUUUAAUUUUACGAUAGAGGAAACUACUGGUGAAAGCAUCAUGUUAAUAACCUUUGUACCCCGGCUUGUCGAUGCCAGGGCAAAAAACUGUGCUACAUAUUUGAAGAAAGUUCUUCUACAGCAUGGUUAUGAUCUAAAAUCUCACAAAAAGAUUAGAGCCUCAUCUCUGAAGUCCACUGUAUUGCCAAAUGAAAUGUUAGACAACCUUCAAUGGUGGAAAUAUAUUAAUGCUAUGCCCAGACUUCUUAUAGAAAUUUUUAACAGCAAAGCUUGUCGGUCAGCGGUAAUGUUCGGAGAUACUUUAACCCAUGAGGAGUGUGUUUUGCUUAUUAAUGAAUUAUCUAAGUGCAAUAUUCCUUUCCAAUGUGCACAUGGGAGGCCUUCUAUAGUUCCAAUAGUCGAAAUGCAAGCAGAAGAGAAUCCAUAUUUUGGAUUAAGCAAUAAAGACUAUUUAGUUGAUUGA